GGUAUUUCCACGCUUCCCGCGCCUGGUCCUUGGUCACGUACGAGAAUGUUUGGUUGCUAGCGAUUCCACCGAAUUGAAGCGGAAAAUGAGCGGCCAGAAGCACCUGCGAUUGCGCUACUACACCUCGUUGGAGGAGGCGAUGCUGGUGCGGCUGUGGCGCGAGCACCUGCACGACAUACCCUCCUACACGGACAACCUGCCCAUUUUCCGGGAGAUCGCGCACGGCCUGCAGCAGCACGGCGUGCGCCUCAACAAGCAGGAGGCUCGCCGGCGCAUCAACAGCUACCGCAACAAGUAUUUAAACGAGCGCAACCGCGCGGAGGGCAAUGCGGACUUCGUGACCGACUGGCGCCUCUACCCGCUGAUUGACAGCCUCUUCCGUCCUGCCAGGCCGUCAACUGACCUCUUCCACGAGCGCCAUGUCUUGGAGACGGCCGCCGCGAGAGCCCGGGCGGAUCUGCCUUCCCUGCCGCCACUGCAUCUCACGUCCUCCACGCAGCUGAAGUUCGAGCGCGAUCCGGACGGAUGCGCCUUCCUUGAUGUCCAGCCGCUGGGGCACGCAGUAGUGAAGACAGAGCCACGGCAAGACGUCAACCACCAGCCGGUGAAGACUGAAUACAAUCCCACAGAGACGCAGCUGGGAAUGGCGCCUAACCACUGCCCACAGGGAGCUGCUGCCGACAGUGCCAUUCGGCGGGCACCUCUCACGCCAGCCAACCACAUCCUGCCCGAGGCAGAGGAUGCGCCAUAUGGAGGCCACACCAACGGCCAGUCGGACGCCGAACGUUCAGUGACCAAGAGGAGACGAGGGCGACGUAGUAUUCUGCCCCAAACGGGCAAGAUCACAAUGGCCGUGGUAGAGGAGCUGCGCAAGGAGAACAAGUUGCUCGAGGAGCAGAACGACGCCAGUCUGCAGGCGCUCGAGCACAAGGAGAAGGAGUUCCUCAUCAUGGAGCAGAACUUCCUGGCCUAUCUGGAGCGGCAGGAAACCUUGCUGGAGCAAAUACAGCAGAGAGCCAUCAAGCUGGAACCCGAUCGCGACUACUAGAAGGUCGAUAGGCGAUUGUGAGGCAGCUUUAGCUUUAAGUAGGGAAUGGAGUCCCACCCUGUGUUUUUCAUUUCGUUCCUUUCGCAGACACAGAAGUCUAUUUCACUUGACGUACAAAGCAGCAUAGCGAACCGAAGAUAUUUUUAUUUCAUAACCUUUUCUUAUUAUAACGUCGUCAUAAGUAUAAAAUGUAUAAAACAAUCGGAUUUUGUAAAAGAUCUCUCGGUA
This is a messenger RNA of Drosophila teissieri, 1276 nucleotides long. RefSeq lists its product as uncharacterized. NCBI's taxonomy places the organism in Eukaryota, Metazoa, Arthropoda, Insecta, Diptera, Drosophilidae. Gene Ontology annotation, biological process: positive regulation of DNA-templated transcription. The transcript is spliced from 2 exons. The record is from RefSeq and is a predicted model, not a curated record. Bases 86 to 1048 code for a protein of 320 amino acids. Gene Ontology annotation, cellular component: nuclear body.